Molecule: messenger RNA, 5474 nt
Organism: Gadus morhua (Atlantic cod)
Lineage: Eukaryota; Metazoa; Chordata; Actinopteri; Gadiformes; Gadidae
Gene: chata
Product: choline O-acetyltransferase a
Exons: 17
Coding region: 306-2384 (692 amino acids)
Biological process (GO): acetylcholine biosynthetic process; neuromuscular synaptic transmission
Cellular component (GO): cytoplasm; neuron projection
Molecular function (GO): choline O-acetyltransferase activity
Source: RefSeq, a predicted model, not a curated record
GUAGGCUGGUGGGAGGAGUCUGGUUGGCCCGACUGAAGGUACCCCUUCUUCUCCUCCUUCCCUCCCCUCCUGCCAACAAACUACCGGUGGGGCAGGCACACACAGGAUUACCACUCAGUCCACAGCUGGGCGUGGAGCUGACGAUUUUGGGCGACUAUUCUAUGGAGAUGGAUCCUUUCAUGACGAACACACCUGAGACCUCUUUGCCUUCAGGGGUUAUGGAUUAAAUUGCUACUUUUUGAACUGGAGCUGAGCCGAGAGGAAAUUCACCUGACCGACCACGCCUUGCGCCUUGCGCCUCCAUCAUGCCCGUUCUGGACCGGGAGCGCGAGACAGAGCAAGGAGGGGGUGAUGCUCUGCCCAAGCUGCCCGUGCCCGCCCUGGGGGACACGCUGGACCUCUACCUGAGGACCCUGCGGCCCCUGCUGACAGAGGAGCAGUAUCAGGAGACCCUGAAGAUAGUGACUACGUUUGGGGCUCCUGGGGGCCUCGGGGAGCUGCUGCAGCGCAGGCUCCUGGAGAGGAGCGAAAACAGAGCCAACUGGGUGUAUGACUACUGGCUGAAUGACAUGUACCUGGCCAACCGAAUGGCCCUGCCCAUCAACUCCAGUCCGGUCAUGGUGUUCCCUCCACAGCACUUCCGGGCUCCCAUAGACUCACUAAGGUUCGCUGCUCACCUGAUUUCAGGGAUGUUAGAGUACAAAUCCCUCCUCGAUACGCGCUCCUUGCCUUUGGACUAUGCGCGGGGUCAGCUGGCUGGCACUCCUCUGUGCAUGGAGCAGUACUACCGCCUGUUCACCUCCUACCGCCUACCGGGGCCCCAGAGGGACACACUAGUGGCCCAGCAGAGCAGCGUGAUGCCAGAGCCUGAGCACAUCAUCGUGGCCUGCAGAAACCAGUUCUUCGUCAUGGACGUGGUGAUCAACUUCCGUCGACUCAACGAGAGAGACCUGCUGACCCAGCUGGACAGGAUCUCUAAAAUGGCCGACAGCGAGGAGGAGCGCCUCCCUCCUAUUGGUCUACUCACUUCAGACGGUCGCACCGAGUGGGCGGAGUCCCGCCGGGUGCUCAUGAAAGAGUCCACAAACAGGGAUGCUCUGGAUAUGAUCGAGAGGUGCCUAUGUCUGGUGUGUCUUGACCAAUCGUCUGGCCUCGAUUUGACUGACACCUCCAGGGCCAAGCUGAUGCUGCAUGGAGGAGGCGGGGCUAAGAACGGGGGAAACCGCUGGUAUGACAAGCCCAUGCAGUUUGUCAUAGGAUCCGAUGGCUGCUGCGGAGUGGUGUGUGAGCAUUCUGCUUUUGAGGGGAUCGUCCUUGUGCAAUGCACAGAGUACCUCCUCAAAUACAUGAGAGGCAGUCCGUCUAAACUGGUUAGAGCUGCAAGCGUGAGUGAGCUUCCCGCUCCUCGCAGGCUACGCUGGAAAUGCACUCCAGAAAUUCACAAGCACCUCUCCUCUUCUGAAGACAAACUCAACAGGCAGGUGAGAAAUUUGGACAUGGACGUUCAUAAGUUCCACGAGUACGGGAAGGAGUUCAUCAAGAAGCAGAAGAUGAGCCCGGACGCCUACAUCCAGGUCGCCCUGCAGCUAGCCUACUACAAGUGUCACGGACGCCUGGUGUCCACCUACGAGAGCGCGUCCAUCCGUCGUUUUCAGGAAGGUCGAGUGGAAAACAUCCGCUCAGCCACCGCCGAGGCCCUGGGGUUUGUCCGAGCGAUGGCCGAUUUGAAAUCGAGUGAUACAGAAAAGAUGGAACGGUUACGCGCAGCAAUCAAUGCACAGACGAAGUACACGGUUCUGGCUAUCACUGGGAAGGCCAUUGACAAUCACCUACUGGGACUCCGGGAAAUAGCACAAGACCUGAAGCUGGAGAAACCAGAGAUAUUCAAAGACACAGCCUUUCUGAUCAGUAAUCAAUUCAUUCUGUCUACAAGUCAGGUGCCCACCACCGUCGACAUGUUCUGCUGCUACGGGCCGGUGGUCCCGGACGGCUACGGCGCCUGCUACAACCCCCAGUCGGACCACGUCCUCUUCUGCGUGUCCAGUUUCAGGGACAGCCCUCAGACGUGCUCCGAAGAGUUCGUCCAGAUUCUGGAGCGGGGCCUUCUGGAGAUGAGGGACUUAUGCGUCAGACACAACGCCGACACCAAUGGGAAUCCUAGUGGGAAAGCCGAUGAGAGACCCAGUGGGAAUUACAAGGAGGAAACUCUGGAGAGGCCUGUGCAGAGCCAAGCGCCCAGGAUGGUUGUCGGGACACCAUCCGCUCUGGGGGACGUCCAGAGACCUCCGCCCCAGGUUUCAGUGAGCAAAGCAGCGGCGAAAAGCCAAGUGGAUAUCCAGACUCAGACGACAUCGCAAGGAGGCUCAAAAGAACGUAAGAUUUGAAGUAAGUAAAAAAGGUUAUAAAGAUAUCUCGUCUUAUAUUGUAUUGUCUUAGUGUAUAAUAUUAGUGUUAGUAAUAGCAUUGCUUGUAUGGAAAAUAGUUCAUAACCGAAUGUAUGGAGAAACAAUGAGCCAUCUUCUUAGAUAUUCUUUUAGUUUGCAGUAUGACCUUCCCAUUGCCAAGAGCCUUCUUCCCCCAUUUUACAACUCCUCAAUUAUGUACAUCCUGCUAAGCAUUUGUUUGUAGGUCAGGAUAUUAAUACAAGUUAGAAUACAUAAUCAUUAGAAAUUAGGCAAACCUUCUGCUUACAGAUCUUCUGGAAACUUCUGAGUCUCAUGUGUUGCACUCUGCUGGUCGUUCCGAUCCUGUCUUAGAACCCAGAGCAUCAGCAGUUGAUGCUGCCAACUCCUCCACAGCAGUAGUACCACCAAAGCAUUAAAUCCAAUUUUCCCUCCAGCAUUCUAGUCUGAUUCUAAAGUCUGUCUCCUCCCCAGUUGUCGCCGGUAACCAGACCACUGUAGUGUGCGGUAUAAUAUCAGAGGACACCAUUGCAGAUAUUCUGGACCCCCCGCUAGUAAUGUGACGUUAUACCUACUUUAAACUGGUCCAAUCGGCGGCCCAAUGAUGACAUCAGAGGACGCUUUCUGCUCCCUGCAACAUCAGUCAAGAAUGAAAAGUAAACCACUAAAGCAAGUCUUCUCUUUGUAAGACCCACUGCACUGUGCCAGCCAAACAAGGUUUAAGACCACCAUUUCAUACAGAUACAACUUUAUGGUGAGUUAGUGAAACCAGUAAAAUCCCCUUUUAACAAUGUUGAAAUACAAUGUUGCACAGUGUUAGUUGCUGGUUAACCGAUUUAAAAAGAUGAAAGACUCCUCAGACUUAAAAUGCUAGCAAGCAGUGAUGUGACUAUUUAUCACGCACACCAGGGCAAUAUUUAAUGCCCAUGAAGGUGUGCAAAUUGGGAUAAUCCCCCCCUCCCUUACCGAAUGGUUCUUCCCAGGAUGAGUUAUUUUAACAUUGUGCAAAUCUUAGUUUCUUUAAUGAUGUUGUUAUGCAAUCAUUCAACCAAAUAAAACACAGCGUACCAUGUACAGACGUUGGCUAACCGCAGGCUGGAAGCUGCUGCUAUUGGUCAGAAAUAGAGAAAAGUUUGUUUCAAUAUUAUAGAAAAAGGAAAGGAAAUGUGUCAAGUUCGUCUGUGCUAUAACAUGUGUUUCUCCACGCCUGUUUGUUUAAUAUGGAUGUGUUAAUGUGUGUUUUAGACGUUUGGCUAGCCAUCAGAACCUAAUAAUAUUUUUAAGAAAUCAUUGGGUUAAUAUCAAUGACAAUUCAACCUACGGACUAGGCCUAAUGUAUGCCUUAUUUAUUUAUGGGGUUAUGAUGUUUUGGUUGUAAUGUGUUAUUACAUGUAUGUGCAGGAUCACUUACUGUGUAAAAAAACAUUAGGAAAAGAAAUGCCAAACUAUGCUGUCUGUGGGUUCGUAUGUUAUCAGAGUGGUUGUCUCAGUAUUUAGCCAACACCCGCAGGUGCAAACCUUUAUGUGUAACAGUGACCAUGUGACCAUUGCCUGUGAUGUUGACAAAACUGAUAUGUGUGUCUAUGUGAGUGAUUGUCAGGGCUGUUAUAGAGCUAUUGAAAGGUCAAAUUGACUGUUGCAAUACAAUUUAAAAUAUAUGCAUAUGCUAUACUCUACAUAUAUAAAAAAUUAUAGUAUGAAUUUAAAAAGAUAAUAUAUUAUUAAUAAUAUAUGAGGAUAAUACAUAUUUAUUUGUUUAUUUAUUGUCGAAACUAAAAAGGGACUCAAUUUAUUUAUUUUUAUAUGGCGUUACUUUUACAGAAAAGUGAAGUAUUAUUGUCUAUAUUGUCUUAACUAAAAAGAUUAAAAGUUUCGAUGUAUGUUGAUUGUACCAGAUUAUUAUUGUUAAUCUGAAAUGAUACAAAAAGCAAUAAAAUCAUCUGAAUAAUUUCUCGAUAAUUCACUGAAUGAUUAGUGAACAUACAAGGAGCUGCUGGAGUGCGUGGUCAACUUGGAUCAGAAAUAGGAUUCAUUCUGAAAUAUGAUAAAAGAUGGAAGCCUACUUUGUGUUACUUAUGAAUGAUUGAGGGUCGUGAGUCUACAAUCCAUCAUAGGAGCCGUUUGAUAGAGACAAGAGUUCAAGCCGUGGACAACUGAACAGGAUGCCGAUGAUUAUGUUGGUUCAUACAAGCCGCAGUGACGUCAGCUGGUCAACAACGUCCGCUCACUUCCAUGGAGACGCGUAUGUUUGACCAACACGUCCUCAGACAAUUAAGACAUCCAACCAAAUAGAUGCCUAAAAAUGCAACCGUUUUCGUGCGUUAUGGACCGUACGAGUCAUGUGGACUAGUGGCAUAUCGCACGUUCCGUCUAGAAGGACUAGAGUGUAGGUAUUCCCAAAUAAAUUAAUUAAUGCGCGAUCUAUGUAUUCGAUAAUAGGCUAGUAGCCUAGGCUACCCAACCAAAUAAAUGCCUAAAAAUGCAACCGUUAGCGUGCGUUAUGGACCGUACGAGUCAUGUGGACUAGUGGCAUAUCGCACGUUCCGUCUAGAAGGACUAGAGUCUUCCCUUUUAGCACGCGGGCAUCGCUGCGUCCUCGAGGAGAGCAGAGACUGGAACACGGUGGAGAUCGUGGUGCACGGGGAGUGCGUGUUCACCUGCGGCGUAAAGGACCUGCAGUUCGGUGGAGACGGGAGACUGGAUCCUGUGUGCCAGAAAGCCGUUAUCGCUGUGGAAAAUGCUUACUGACACCGUAGCAUUAGUUUCGGGAAUCAAGACCAUGCAUUGUAAUUUUUAUUUUCUAAAGUAAAGUAGGUUUUAUAUAGAGUUUUAUAUAUAUUAUAGAUUUGAAAGAAAUAUAAAGGCUUCAGACACAUGGAAUAUGUUUCAGCAUUUAUUGCUAUUUUCAUUCAAGUUGUCAUUCAAUAUGACUACAAAAUAUUUAGAAUUCUACAUUUCUAUAUUUCUUAUUCCAUAAACUUUCCAUCACCGGCUGUACACAACCGUGUCAAUACUUAAACUUAACUUUAAAACACAAUAAACAGAUAGUUUUUAAGCAACUACAAAAAUAUG